AUGGCGAGCGGGGCCGACCGCAUCAGCGGCCUCUACGACGAGCUUCUCCACCACGUGCUCUCCUUCCUCCCCGCGCACGAAGCGGUGCGGACCUGCGUCCUCGCGCGGCGCUGGCGCCACCCCUGGAAAUCCCCGCCCCGGCGCUGCGCGUCACCGGCGUUAAGCGGUGCACCAACCCCGCGUGGUUCGUCAACUUCGUCCACACUCCACAACCUGCUCCUCCUCCGCGACCCCAUGGCGCGCCUCGACUCGUUCGAGCUCGACCGCGACUUCGGCUGCAAGGCGUUCCUGCCCGCCAACGAGGCGCACGUGAACAUGUGGUUCCGGCACGCCGCCAUGUGCGGGCCUCGCGCGCUGCUGGCGUUGCGCACCACCCGUGGCAUCUACAGGCACGGGGUGGACGACGACCCUCAGCGGCUCGCCGGCUCCCCAACGUCCCUCUCCAACACGCUGGAUUUCUCGGGCUGUCCAACGCUGCUCCAUCUCAAGAUGGAGGACUGCGAGAUUGCGGGGAACAUCUCAUCCCCGUUCUUGAAACAUCUCAGCAUCACGGAGUGUUAUUUCCACACUGACCCCUUCCGCGGCCGGAUCUGUUGUGCUGAUGAGGCAGAAAUCACAUAUUUGAUCUGA
Messenger RNA from Aegilops tauschii subsp. strangulata, 630 nucleotides. Its product is annotated as F-box/LRR-repeat protein At3g58900-like. Gene Ontology annotation, molecular function: protein binding. Lineage: Eukaryota; Viridiplantae; Streptophyta; Magnoliopsida; Poales; Poaceae. The record is from RefSeq and is a predicted model, not a curated record.